Messenger RNA from Eimeria maxima, 4953 nucleotides. Its product is annotated as CAM kinase, CDPK family, putative. Gene Ontology annotation, biological process: mitotic DNA damage checkpoint signaling; protein phosphorylation. Lineage: Eukaryota; Apicomplexa; Conoidasida; Eucoccidiorida; Eimeriidae. The coding region runs from base 1 to 4953 and encodes 1650 amino acids. Gene Ontology annotation, molecular function: ATP binding; calcium ion binding; protein serine/threonine kinase activity. The transcript has 10 exons. Gene Ontology annotation, cellular component: nucleus. The record is from RefSeq and is a predicted model, not a curated record.
AUGGCAAUAAAGACGGUGGCUGUGUCUCCCAGGACGGGGAAUGUUCAUGCGCCUGUCCCAGGAAAUGGGGCAGCGGGCCCCAACCCUGAGCAUGCAGAGGCUCGGCUGGCGGCUGCACGUGAAGUAGCGACGACCAGCAGCAGAAGUAGGAACAGCAGCACAAGCAGCAACCACGGUGGCCACUGUGACAAACAGGUUCGCAUCAUGCAGCACCCAAGAGCCGCAGAAGCUACUACGAUAGUAGCUCCAGAAAUCCCUGGAGGGUCGGCAGCCGAAGCUGCAGCAUCCGCAGCAGCAACCGCAGCUGCCGUCCCUAAGGGAGAAGCAACCUCAGAAGCGACCGCAGAAACACUUGCUGCAGCAGCAGCGUCCACUCCGGCAUCAGCCUCAACAGGAGAAGCGUCAGCAGCGGCAACAGAUGAAGCAGAAGGGGGAGCAGCAGAAAGUGGCUCUGCUGCUGCGAGCAGAAGGGGAAGUGUGCUUGGCCGAUCGAGAAUAUCUGUGGAGGAGUUGCAGCGACUUUAUGGGCCCGACAAACGAACAAAUGCACAAGAUUGUACAUAUCCCCUCCGUGUUAUCCUCAGCUGCAAAGGCCUCCACGCGGAGUUCCAUCCCGAGAGUGGGUUGUCGACAGGUUCAACGAGUAAGAUAUUUCAGCACUAUGUCCUUAAGCAGCGUAUUGGCUCCGGUUCUUGGGGAGAGGUGUUCGUGGCCAUUGAACGGCUUUCUGGCAUACAGCGCGCCGUCAAGAGGAUACCCAAGAGCACCCCACACGCAGUGGCAAUGGCUCGGGAGGAGGUGGCACUGAUGCGGGAGAUGGACCAUCCAAACAUCGUCAAGGUUUUUGAGUGUUAUGACGACACUGCCUACUUCUUCGUGGUCAUGGAGUUGUGCCGUGGAGGGGAGUUGUUCGACGAGUUAGCUAAGACCGCCACAAGCGGGGGGCACUUGCCGGACGGCCGCCCGCGCCCGCGAUUCUCAAGACAAGAAGCUGCGCUGAUAAUGUACCAAGUGCUUUCUGCUGCUCACUGUUGCCACCAGCACGGCAUAUGCCACAGGGAUAUAAAGCCUGAGAACUUUCUAUUGGCUGAGCCUGGGAGCCUGACAUUGAAGCUGGCGGACUUUGGUUUGGCCCGCCGAUUCUCUCGACGUCGAAGCGUGCCCAGGAGAGAGUCCCUUAUGGACCUUGUGGAAGCAGCAGUUGCUGCUGCGACUCCUGCAGCUGCUCCUACUACUCCAUCUGCGUCGGCUGUACUCCUUGCUGCUCCUCUUACUGCUUCCGGCGAUGCAGCAGAAGGAGAACAAACAUGCAAAAGCCAAGCAACUGAGGGGGCCGUGGCGCAGCAGCAGCAGCAGCAGGAAGAAGAAACGAUGCUCCUGCAGUCUGUCGCCGGAACGGUUUGCUUUGCCGCGCCGGAGGUGCUACGGCUGUCAGCAGAUCUCGUGCAGAAGACUGAGGAGAUGCGGCGCCAGCAGCAAGGAGGAGGCACAGCUGCAGUGCAGCAGGAUAGUGAAGUGGGGGAGCAGGCUGAGGGCUCGCAGCAGCAGCUGCAACAGCAACAGCAGCAACAGUUGCACCCUUGGGGGUACGAUGGAGAACGCGCUGAUGCAUGGAGCUGCGGCGUCAUGCUCUACUUGCUGUUGUGUGGGGAGUUGCCUUUUGAUGGCCCCGAUGAUGCAGCUGUCGCCUACAAUGUAUUGCAUGGGAAGUUGAAGUUCACGCAUCCUGUGUGGAAGGAGGUAUCUGAAGAAACGCUGGAAUUGGUGAUUGCACUGUUGGAGCGGGAUCCGAACUGGCGGUUGCUUGUGGGGGAGGCACUGGGGAGCAGUUUCUUCAGUACAGACUCUUGGAUGGGCAGCGCCUCGGCUACGCCUUCUCGAAGGACUCCCGCUUGCUCCUUCGCCACAGCAACAGCAGCGUUGUCUUCAGUAGCAGCAGCAGCUGCUGCGGGGCUGGGGCUGCCGGAUGCUGCAUCAACAGGACCAGCAGCACCUGCUAGCUGUGCAGACACAAAGCAAACAGAUGCAGCUUCCUCUGGCUGUGCGGGGACACUUUGCCGAGGCACAGCAGGACCAGUUUCCCCGGAUGCCUCCCCAGCAGCAGCAGCAUCGGAAGCAGCACCAGAAACACCAGCAGUAGGAGCAGCAGACGAUAAGUGCCGCGUGGCAAACCCGUCUAUGGCCGCCGCCGCAACGGCCCGCCUUCUGCAGCGGCGGCUGGCGGGACUUCAUCGAAUUCUCGAGACAUGUGCUGCUGUUGCUGCUGCUCCCACAGCAGCAGAAGUCUCUGCCUGUCUUGCUUCCCUCCCGUUCAGCCGAGGCCACUCAGCCGUCCCCAAAUGGCCAUGGGAGCAGAAACCUGCUACUGCUGAUACUGCUAUUGCUGCUGCAAGCGACAAACGACUGGACGAGGCAGGCGAGCAGCAGCAGCAGGAGCAGCAGGGCGAGCAGAAGGAGAAGCAGCUGCAGCAGCAGCAAGCGGGGAUUAUGGGGACCCGCACUCGUUUAAAUUUCUUAGAAGACAGCAGCUGCUAUUUGUGUUGGUGUUCCAAUGCCUUCAUAGGGGGGCGCGGCAGUAUGAGCAGCAACAGCUGCUGCAGCGGCGGACGGAGCAGCAACUGCAACAGCAGCGGCCGUUCUUGCGCAGCGUUUUCUCCAGCAGGCGACGGGCUUAGUGGCAAGAGCUGGUCGUGCGCUACAGGCUGCCUCUCGCACCCAGGGGGGACGAGCAGCGCGUCGCCAGAUAGCUGUUCCUGCAGCCGCAGGUUUGUCAGCAGCAGCACCAACAGCAGCAGCAGUCGCAAUAUGUGUUUCGGCAGCUCCAACUACUCAAGCUGCAAAAGCGCACCGCCGUUGUCCUUGAGAAGGAGAAGGUACAAAAUAACUGCGAGAGCCCUAAUUGACUCGAUGGGCGGCGGCGUGCUGCGAAGGAAUGAGAGCAGCAGCCCCUGCAGCAGCAAAGCCAGCAGCAGGAGAGAAAGCAGCAGCCCAACAGAUGCGACUCUUCUCCCCAAUGGGGGCGACAUUUGGGUUCAGCAGGGCCCCCCCAGCUCAUCGCCGCGCUCGUUAGUUUGCUCCCCUUUCGAUGCUGUUGGUGCUGACGCUGGUGCUGCCGUUGCUGGUGCUGCUGCUGCGACUCCGGCCACCGCAGCGGCUCUCGCAGGAGCAACCGCUGCUGCCCUGACACUUGCGAUGCAGGAAGCUGCUGCAGCAGGAAGAGGGGCGCAAACCGUGCGCCACGGCGAGCAACAACAUCCACGCCAGAAGCAACAUCAACAAGAUCUGCAGCAGGACCUGCAGCAGGAGUUUCUGCAAGUGUCAUUGGGGGAACUGGGUGAGACGCAGGUGCCGAGACAGAGGGAGCCGCAUCUGCACAUUCCGAGGCGUGUUGCGCUGGCGUUGCACUGGCUGCAGGCUUUGACUUUAGCAAGCGACCCCAGCAGCAGCAGCAGCUACAGUAGCAAUGCUGCGGGGCUAGAAGGCGUGGGGUGUCUGGCUUCUAUCUGGUCAGGGCACCCCGAACAGCAACUGCUGGAGCAGGAGGGGGAUUUUAUCUGUACGUUGGGGCAGCAGGAGCUGCAUUUAUUGCACUACACUGUUGCCGCAGAAGAGCUGCUGAGACGGCUCCGUGCAGCAACCCAGGGGCCGUUGCUGCGACGGCAGGCGCUUCUGGCGCUGGCUGUUGCUGCUCGAGGCAGCGCCCCGCCUUCGCCGUGCCCCAGUGUGGGGCAGCAACUGCUGCAUCUGCCACAUAUGUGGGGUGAUCCCUUUUCGAAUCGCUGCAGCAACAACAAUAUUCAGAGUUGCAGCAGCAGCCGAGCAGACUUUGCUGCUGUUGGAGCAGGCGCAGAAGCGAGCUGCUGCUCCUGUAGAGGGGCUAGACCUCUCCCUGCGUGUUGCUGCCUCUGCCAUUCAGCGUCUAACCCAAGGUACCUGCCUGGCUGCAGCAGCCAUCAGACACUGGGGAUGUUGCAUGCAAGCUGCAGUAGUAGCAGCAGCAGACAGAUAUGCCAAACAGGGCACCUGCACUCAUCGAGCGUCGGCGACGUGCGAACUCAGCAGCAGCAGCAACGGCAGCACCAUUGGGGCGACAACCACAGCAGCUCCAUGCGGUGUCUGAAGUCGAGCCCGUGCAUACCCGAGCUGCAGGCCUGCAGCAACAGCAGCAGCAGCACCAGUGGCAGGCUGCGGGGACCUCGUAAUGAGGCGGGGGAGGAGCUUCUCCGUGAGCGGCGGCUGCUGCAGCUGCUGUUUUUGUCCUUCGAUAAGGACGGAGACGGGCUGCUCUCGUAUCGCGAUUUCGCUGACGGCAUGCUCUCGCUGCUUCUGCUGUCUGCCAUCUUGGGGCAGCUUGCGCUGCAUCCAGAAGAAGAUGCAGCACAAGAACAGGCGGCAGCAGCACUCGGCCUCGACACCCUGAUGACCCAACAGCAGCACAACCAGCAAAACCAGCAACAAAACCUAGCACAAACGCAGCAGCAGAAGGAGCAAGACCAGCCGCUGGAGCAGGUACAGCAUCAGCAGAAGCAGGCGAACGACCAGCCGCUGGAGCAGGUACAGCAGCAGCAGCACCAGGAGCAGCAACAAGAGGAAGAUGUUUGGGUCUCAUGGGUGUCUCGUUGGCUGGUCCUCCACUUCGAGCUACUGCUGCUGGGCGCAGAAAUCGAUGGAGACGGCAGCGGGGCGAUCGAGCUGUCGGAGUUCCUCGCGGCCACUUUGGAUUCCUCUCUUCUAGCAGCACAACCGUCUCUGCGCAAAGCAGCGUUUAGAAUGCUGGAUCGUUCUGGAGAUGGCGUGCUGGGGCUGGCUGAUCUGAAAGCGUGCGUGAAGGAGAAGUGCCUCAGUCGAGAAGACUCCGAGGCACUCGAUCUUCAGCUGCAGGCUAUUCUCAGCGCUGGAGAUGUGGAUGGGGACGGGCGGGUGACCCUUCAGCGUGGCCCUUCGUCUUUAUAA